This is a messenger RNA of Galendromus occidentalis (western predatory mite), 1934 nucleotides long. RefSeq lists its product as uncharacterized. NCBI's taxonomy places the organism in Eukaryota, Metazoa, Arthropoda, Arachnida, Mesostigmata, Phytoseiidae. Gene Ontology annotation, biological process: SCF-dependent proteasomal ubiquitin-dependent protein catabolic process. The record is from RefSeq and is a predicted model, not a curated record. Bases 112 to 1740 code for a protein of 542 amino acids. The transcript is spliced from 5 exons. Gene Ontology annotation, cellular component: SCF ubiquitin ligase complex. Gene Ontology annotation, molecular function: protein binding.
AAUCGGUGCUGAGGAUCGAGGUGAUCUAAUUAUUUUCGGAACACAUCAGAGUUGCUCUCCGUCUCAUUCCGCCAUACCUGAGCAGUUUCAGAUCCCUCCAGUCUCUUUCCAAUGGCCGAACGCGAAGUUAUUGAAAUGAGGAACUUUCCCGACGAGCUACUCUUGCGACUUCUAUCCUCUCUCGAUCCACUGGAAAGACUCAAAUGUUCGCUCGUCUGUCGUCGCUGGCUGCAGCUUCUCCCCGCUUUCUCAUGGUUAGAGGAUGUCCAAGUUGUAAUCCGAGGUGCAGACUUGAAUCAGGCCGUGGGGGUCUUGAGACGGACGCAGCGCCAAUACAAACACCUCUCGAUUAUAGAGGCUAAUCUUGAUCGGAUCGACCCCGAGUUCUGGGCGAAUAUCGGGAGAUAUCUACGAGAUCUCGAGCUCAUCAGGUGCACGUGGACGCCCAUGGCUUUCUACACGAUAAUUCUUCAGUGUCCGAAGCUAGAAUUUCUUAUGUUCUCAAAUCCAGACUCCUCUGAUGCAAAGACCAUCGGCAACGCCAGCCUGUUCGAGCUCCCUGACACCGUCAGUCUCGAAGCGCUGCGCGUGGCGUUCUCCGGCAUCAAACAUGUAUCACCGAAAGCCAAAAUGUCGACGAGGACACUUGAACGCUUGCUCGACGCGAUGCCUAACCUGGAGUCGAUAUCGGCCGGCUGCUACGAUGGUAAACCCCGGAGGAAUCCUCCCUUCCUGCUCGAACAAGAAUGGAACUCGGAUAUGUCUUUCUUGGACUUACUGAGCGACGACCACGUCACGAGCAUUGCAGACAAAGCCCCUGAACGACUGCGAGACUUGAGAUUGGGUUGGGGCGGUCGUUUGACUCGCAAGGCCUUCGAGGCUCUAAGCACUAUGUCGAACUUGCGGCUCUUGGACAUCUUUAGGCCUCGGAAUCUUAACAACGAUUAUUUUGCGCAAAUACUACUCAACUGUACGAAAUUGGAGCAUUUGUCCUUGAGGAGCGCUGGUCUGUAUUCUGGUCCGAGCUUCAAACACCUGCCCAAACUCAAGGAGCUCCGUCGUCUUAGCCUUUUCUGCUUUAAAAUGGGUGAGGAGCACCUGCCCCACUUGGCGAACCUUCCCACCCUGCAACACCUCCAAUUGAACUCGUGUGAUUUCGGGAACGAUUUCGAUACUUUCCUCGGCAUUUCCCGCCUCCCGAAACUCCGAUCCUUCGAGCUCACUAUGAGCUUGAUCAACCCGGAUUGGUUCGUCACGGUAGCUGACGAAUUCAGAACUUUAGUGGAGCUGUGCAUCAAGGAUGUCGAUGUUUUUACCAAUGUGACCGUGAGCAAGAUCAUUUCACUGGAAUGUCUUCGAAGCUUGAUCCUCUGGGGACCGGCGGAAGACAUGGACUCUUCGCAGGAGUCCGGAUCCCCAGAUCGCGAAACAGUGAAGCUGUCUCUUUCGCCCGAAGUCGAGCUAAACGAACCGCAUGUUCAAGAAGGUCAACUUUCUUUCCUGGAUCUCAAUAGGUGCAGGAAAAUAAGAAAUUCUGGUCUGGUUGAACUUCUCCGUGGUGAACCUCAAUUGCAGAUCAUACGAAUAUUGAACUGCUCCCUGAUAACGAACCAUUGCCUCGAGGAGCUCAAGACCCUUUGUCCGCUACUUGAGCGACUCACGGUCGAACCUUUCGCCGAUGAAAAAAUUGAGGAAUUCGCACAACUCAGACCGCUAGUCGAAGUCCGGGGCUCUUCCUGAGGCAGAGGCGCACGUUGAAGACUCGGGAGCAAUGUGGGAACACUCCUGAAGAGUGCCGAGCUUUCGCUUAUACGACAGACAACAUUGUUAUGGUCCUCGUCAAUGUGGAUCAUUAUAAUCUAACGAGACGAUGGCGAUCAUAUUAUGUGACCAUUUUCAAUCCGGAAGAGGGGAGAUUAAAUUUAUUGAAUGAA